Messenger RNA from Trifolium pratense (red clover), 845 nucleotides. RefSeq lists its product as uncharacterized. The transcript has a single exon. The record is from RefSeq and is a predicted model, not a curated record. NCBI's taxonomy places the organism in Eukaryota, Viridiplantae, Streptophyta, Magnoliopsida, Fabales, Fabaceae. Bases 364 to 741 code for a protein of 125 amino acids.
UUUUUUUAAAUAUUUUUUGCACGUUUCGACAUCCAUGUCUCUGACAUUAUAACAUAUCUAUUUAUUUUAUAUAUGGAUAUGAUUAAAUAUAUAUCAAAAUAAAAUCAUGGUCGUUAUCUACAUACUCGAGUGAUCAAUCACAUAAACUGAUAAACAAAAAAAUCACUAGUAUAUAUAAUAAUCAUCAUGAUCAUAUUCAAUCUCGCCUAUACCAAAUGUACAAACCCAAAUACAAAAAGAAAAAAACAAAGAGAACCAAAUAAGAUAAAUAGAUAGGAGUAAAUAGAAUUCCUAACACCCUAAACCAUGAAUUCAAAAUAUAAAAAAUUUAUUUAUAGACCCUCAUAGUUCUAAGCUAAGACCAUGGAGACGAAGAUUCCAGCAAUAGCAGCAACAGACACAAAGGUAUUAGAGAUAGAGAAUGCAGCUGAUGGUGAGUCAGCUCCUGGUUGUCCCGGUGUAGCACCACCUGGGCCUGAUGCUGGGCCAUUUGGGCCUGUAGGUGCGGGUGGGGAUGAAGUGUUUGGGCUUGGGGAUGAAGGAGAGGGUGCUGGAGAAGUUGUUGAAGGAGAGGGUGUUGGUGAUUUUGUGGAGGGUGAUGGAGCUGGUGAUAGUGAUCCGGUAGGUGCUGGUGCUGGUGCUUGUGCUAGACAUGAUGUAGCCAAAAGCCCCAAUAUCACAAACAAUUUGAUUGCAACAAAACCCAUGUUAUAUAUGUUUUCUGAGAUAGAAGAAUGUUAAUUAGAAAUUUAUAACUAAUUAAGAAGGGAUGGAGAGAAUAUAUAAGAUUGUGAUUCCUCCAGAUAUAUGGUUUGUUGGAUAAUUAAGUUUGUAAUGUUCAAGUG